Molecule: messenger RNA, 2844 nt
Organism: Schistosoma intercalatum
Lineage: Eukaryota; Metazoa; Platyhelminthes; Trematoda; Strigeidida; Schistosomatidae
Source: the annotation of a GenBank genome assembly
AUGACAACAAUAUCACCAUCAUCUAAUAUAACUCAUAUUGUAAAUGAUACAAAACCUAAUACAGAUAAUAUUACAAUUAUACAUAAGGAGAAUGUGAAGAAUAUGAAUUCUGGUAAUCGAAUAACAAUACAAUCCGAUUUAAAUAAUAAUAAUAAUGAUCAUUUUAUACGAUCAUCAAGUCCUCGAUCGAAUGGAUCAUUUCGAUUUGUAAAAUCUGGAUCACGUAGAUUUCCAGAAAUGAAUCCAAAACUUAAUCCUCCUUCAUAUAUGCAGAAACUGGAUGAUGUUCUUGUUGAAAAUGAAAUGAACACUGAAUCAUUUAAAACCAUAAAAAAAUCUAAUAAAUUCAAUCUAAACAAAAAUCCUGAUCAUGAUGAAGAUUGGACUGUUCAUGAUGGAUCUCGUAGAUUUACACCAAUUUUAUCAUCACCUAUAUCAAUCAAAACACCACCACCACCACCAUCCCAAUUCCAAUCUCAAUCUCAACUUCGACCCUUAUCACCACCACUACCACCACUACCCCCAACAACAAUAACUAUACCAUUGAUUGAAAAGAUUAAUCAAUUAACUACUAUCAAUAAAUUCAAUGAAAUCAUUCAACCAAAUUAUAAAGAAAAUCUAUUUACUGAACAAAAAUCAAUAUGGAAUAAAAUGAAUAAACCAUUAACUCAAUUCAAUGAACAAUUACCUAAUUAUUCAAAUAAAUUGAAUCAUCAACGUAUUAUACAUAGUACACCAUGUAGUCCUACUAUCGAAAGAAAUAUCCUUAUUAAACCUAUUCAUAAUCAUGAGGAUGAUGAUGUUAUAUUAAGAAAUCAUAAAAAAUCAUCAAUUGGUUUACCACCACGUCCAUUAAGAUCCCCAAUUAUACGUUUAAAUGGUCGAUCUAUGUCACCAAUCCAUUCACGUAUAUCACCAUUACCAUCUUGUAUAAAUAAUGAAGUAAAUAAAACUAAACAAAUUGAUCCUAUUACUGGUGAAAUUCAAUAUAUCACAUCUAGAACAAGAUCAUAUACUGAUUUAAAUACUAAUCAAUUAAUUACAGAAAUAGAAGAAAAUAUACAAGGUGAAGGAGAUACAGAAGUAAGAGUUGUUCGAAGGAAAACACGUAAAAUAAAACCUAAUACUUGUAGAGAAUCACGAAGUGUGGAUAGUUCAGGAUUUGUGAAAGAUUCAAGAAUUCGUCAAUCUACAGAACAAACACAAAAUGAUCAAAUUCAACGUGAUUCAAGAACUCAUCAACGUACAGAAGAAACAAAAACUGAAAAACAUAUUGAAGAAGAGUUAAAUUAUCAACGCUCUUCAACGAAAGUUCAACCUCAAAGAACAUCAAGUCAGAUGAAUAUUAGUGGACCUAGUACAAUGACUAAAACUGCAUGGUUGUCAGAAACCAAUUUAAGGAAUAGUUCAACAUGCAAACAACCACCAAUGUAUUCAACUUAUUCAGCUCAUAAAGAAAAUAUGAGACGAAUGCAAGAACAAAGAACAACAGAAGAUUGGCAAGCUUCAAAUAGACAAUUACAUGAUUCCAGAUCAGUGGGUAGUCGAGCUGUUUUAGAAGAAAUGGAAACGAUUACAUUACAACCAAUUGGUCGUGGUGUACACGACUUGGAACCACCAACUGGUUCUAUAGCUAGAUCAGUUCGUGCUACAACACCAAGUGCGAAUAGAUCAUACGCUCCUGGAUUAGAACAACAAGAUGGUUUCCGUACACUUGCAACAACAAAUUAUCAUCGUGAAAUGCAUACAUCUGGACCACAAUCACCAUAUCUUGGGACAAUCAGACAUAAUUCACAAUAUGAAACAACACCAAUAGUGAAUCGAUCAGUAGUUCAACAAUCUGUUAUACCAUUUUCACCAAAUGGAAGUUUAUCUGGAACGAAUAUUGGUGUUGAUAUUGUCGAUGGUGAUACAGUAGGAAUGCGUCAAGUUCUUGAUACAUCUAAAUAUUGGUAUUUACCAGGAAUCUCACGUCCUGAUGUUAUUGCAUUAUUACGUGAUAAAGAACCUGGAACUUUUGUUAUACGUAAUAGUAAUACAUAUGCUGAUAGUUUUGGUUUAGCAUUGAAAAUUCCUCCGAAUUCACCUAGAGUUAUAUCGAAUAAAGAGGAUAUUCAAUCUGAAUGGGUACGUCAUUUUCUAAUUGGUACAGUUCCUAUGCAUGAUGGUCGUGGGAAUGGAGUACAUUUACGUGGUUUCUCUAGUGAUCCAACAUUUCCAAGUUUAGCAGCAUUUGUUCAUUAUCAUAUUCAUAAACAAGGUGCAUUACCAUGUACACUUCGUCUUCCAAUAUUUAAUAAUCAAACAUUAUAUAAUCAACAAAGAACUACUAUUAAUGAACAAACAGUUUAUGGAUUAGAACCUUCAUUACAGACAAUAUUACCAACUACUAAUACAAUGAGUACGGAUAUGCUUUAUCUUGGUUCUGUUGAAGUAGAUCGUCUUGAAAAUAUGAAUGCAGCAAUUCGUGGAAUUGGAAAAAUAAUAAGUUUAGCACAAUCAUAUACAGAUGGUUUACCAAAACGAUGUGAAGUUCAAAUUAAAGUUAUACCACAUGAAGGAAUUACGUUUACGGAAAAAUAUCGACGUGCUGCUUGGAGAAAAACUAUUAAACCUAAUAAUUUACUUUGGUGUGGUUUAGAUCCAGAAAAUCGAGAAUUUAAUGAUGCGGAAUUACGAUCUAAAGGAAUGUAUGGUUCAAAAAUAUUUGCAUUAGUUGCACGUAAACAACGUUUCUGGUUACAUGAUAAUGUAGUUUAUGUAUUUUGUGAAAUUGAUCAUAAUCAUUCAGCUAUUCAAUUAGUACGUUUUAUUAAUUCUAUCUUUCCUGGUUUAAGGGAUUAA